CUGAUUAUAAGCUGCGUUUUCAGGCUCACGCCACUCAACCAACUCAUACUGGACCUCGAGGCGUACGAUAAUUUUGUUUUUACUUUCACAGAUUUCUUUGGUAUUUAUAAAGAGAGCGAGUAUUUCGAGCGGCGUGUCCUGGAACGCGUGCUGAUGGACGAGGAAUCCGUAUCAACAGAAACGGAGCCACUGUCUGCAAAACAGCCUGUAAAGGCCAUAGAACACAGAAUGGAGCCGAAGGAUCAGAAGGCAGUGGCAAGUGGCCAAGCCGUUCCAACGGUGUCCUCACAGCUGGUUACCUGUAAGAAGUGCAACACUGAGAUACCACCUGGGACACCAUUUUAUAAACAGAACAACCAGCCCAAAUGCGAAGAUUGUUGCAUUGCGGACGGCGUCAGAACUACCCCACAGGUCUCCUCAAAGCCGGUACAAUGCAAGACGUGUAAAUUGGCGAUUCCGCCUAACACUCCAUUCUAUGAAGUGAAUCAUGCACCAAAAUGCAAGAACUGCUGCAUGAAGGACGGUAUUGAUUCCGCACCACAGACUUCUUCAAAACCUGUAAGUACCUUGCAAAACGUGCAACAGACAGAUACCGCCUGGAUCACCCUUCUACGAGGUCAAUCAUGCACCAAAAUGCAAGGACUGCUGCAUUGUGCGUUAUUAUUUUUAUGA
Molecule: messenger RNA, 672 nt
Organism: Cooperia oncophora
Lineage: Eukaryota; Metazoa; Nematoda; Chromadorea; Rhabditida; Trichostrongylidae
Source: the annotation of a GenBank genome assembly